Schistosoma bovis is the source of this 1686-nucleotide messenger RNA. Lineage: Eukaryota; Metazoa; Platyhelminthes; Trematoda; Strigeidida; Schistosomatidae. The record is from the annotation of a GenBank genome assembly.
AUGGAUUUCCUUACUCCUGACAAGAAUGUUUGCAGUUAUGAUUUGCGAGCUAAUGUUAAAAACACUUCGACUAUUCCUCCAGGAUACAUCCCUCCUCUCAUUCGAGGUCUUAGUUUAGAAGAUUCUGUGAAAUCCACGUCAUGGUCCACUUCAAAACACAAGCCACAUUCCUUAUAUCUGGGGAUUAAUCAGGGAUAUAAUGACAAAAGUUCACUGGAUUCCAUUUUCCCGCAACCAAAUACCUUAAAUCAAAGAACCACAACAAACAUAUCGAAGAUAAUAACAAACGAUAAAUCACAUCGAAGUAAAUCUUCAACUGUUCCAAAUGUCAUGAAAAUUGUACGUAAAAGUUAUGAUACACUAGAUGUUGGUAGAAGUCGUUAUGAAAAACAUUUAAAAGUUGAUCCUGAAUUAAUUGCUCAACAAGUCACUUUAAUUGAACUGGAAUACUUUCAAGCAAUCGAAGCAGAUGAAUUUUAUACAUUAAAAUGGAAUAGUAAAGAAAAACUACAAUAUGCUCCAAAUAUUGUUGCUUCUACAAGAUGGUUUAAUCAAAUCAUAUUCUGGGUUCAAAAAGAUAUAUUAAAUGAGAAAAGUUUAUCGAAGCGAACAGAAAUAUUAUCACAUUUUAUACGAAUAGCAAAGAAACUAGUUGAUUUAAAUAAUUUCUCAUCAGGAAUGGCUAUUGUAUCUGCUUUACAUAUGCAAUGUAUUCAUCGAUUAAAUGCUACAUGGUCUAAUUUAUCUUCACGUGAUCGUCAUAUAUUUCGAAAAUUGUCAGAUUUAUUUUCUCAAGAAGAAAAUUUUAUUAAUCUUCGUUCAGCUGUAGAUAAUUCACGUCUUCCAUGUAUACCAUAUUUAGGUGUUUAUCUUUCUGAUUUAACUUUUAUUGAUGUGGCUGCAUCAUCAUCGUAUAGUCGUCGUGAAAAUAGUACAUGGACUAAUCAAGGUAAACAAGAUCGAAUUAAUAAUAUCUUACGGAUUAUUGCAAAUUUUCAACAAUCCAACUAUCCUUUUGUUCGAAAUGAAUCCAUAGCCAGUUAUUUGGAAGCACAACGUUACAUAGAAGAACUUCAACGAUUUAUUGAAGAUGCAAAUUAUAAAUUAUCUAUUCAAUUAGAACCUCCACCUACAUCAUCUCCACCAGAUGUAUCACGUCAAAAUAAUGUCCCACCGAAUUAUUCAUUUUUAAGUAAUAAUGAUAAUAUAUUAAAACCUGUGCCAAUUUAUAAUUGUACAACAAACAUUACUUCCAAUUGUGAUACAAUAACAACAACAACAACUACUACUACUACUACUACUACUACAUUGUCUUCCAUUAAAACUACCACAUUAUCAUUAUCCUGUAAAACUAUAAAUAACAAAACAACAGGAACAAGGCAUACUAACAAAGGUAAUCCAUCUAAUUCAACAGUGAAUCAACUUGAAAAACAAAUCAAAUCCAAUUCAAUAUUAUACGAUUUACUUGAAGCACCAAUUAUACCUCCACCACCUCGUGUUAAACAAACAUAUUCUCAAGAAGAUAUUUCAAUGCCAUCAAGUAUUCAUUGUUUAACAUCAAACCAUUCUGUGGUGAAUUCAAUUCAACGGCCACGAAAACGACCAACUCAUCGAAAACUAGGCAGCUGGGGAGGAUUCGGACUAUUAUUCUGUGAUAAUGAUACAACACCGACUAUUGAUAAAUGA